Molecule: messenger RNA, 945 nt
Organism: Ilyonectria robusta
Lineage: Eukaryota; Fungi; Ascomycota; Sordariomycetes; Hypocreales; Nectriaceae
Exons: 1
Coding region: 1-945 (314 amino acids)
Source: RefSeq, a predicted model, not a curated record
AUGACGUCUAGCAAAGACAACCAUUCGCACCAUCGCACCGAGUACCCAGACAGUUACGUGCCAGUUCGCCGUCGUCGCAGCACGUGGGGAACACGCUCCCGCUUCGCCACACAUGCCCCGGCCAUGCCGCCGGCUCAUGGAGGAGGCACUCGACGCCGACGAGAAGCCAUCGCCAACCAUGGUGGGCAGCCCCCCAGUCUCAGCAACCCUCCAGCCGCUGCCCACAGUUUGGAGCAAGGCGCGAAAGACGUCCCAAGCAACCUCAUCGACCUCACCAACCUCGAUGACCGCGAGAUCACGGGACACCUCACACCCUCCGUACGAGCAAACCCCCUAAAACGAAAAUCUUUCCGAAGCCAGCAGCAUAGGUGUCUCUGGGGGCUAAAGGAAUUCGAUGAAGAACCGUCGGAUAAGAAGGAGGAAAGGAAGGGCGGGGAGAAGGCUCCACUGGCAUCUCAAGCCCAGACAGGGGACAAGGAAACGGACGUCGAUGUCCAUGCCGAAGACAUCAACAUCGACACUCUCCAUUGCUGUCUGUGCAAAUCCUCGCGUCACAACGUGCUAGGCUGCCUGUCCACCGACGAGGACGGCUACACUCGCGCUUGUCCCUGGUGCAUGGACACCACCCACGCGGCAGACGGAUGCGCUGGGUUCUUGGCCGCCACUAUCGAGGAGAGGGUCGAUCGACUGGUAUCCGAGCGUGGCAACAUGCCUCCAUUCUUCACCUUUCAGCCUUGGUUCAGCCUGAUCCAGCAGUGCCAGGCCGUUAAACCCGACGCAGCGCUGCCUAGCUUUUACCCCUGGAGUAGGCCGUUUGUGAUGAGCUGUGCACCCGUCAUGAGCAGAAUACAAGACGAGUUGGAUGCGGCCCAUGACUUCCACACGCUGCCUGUUGACCCGUCGACCCAGGACUGGGCUGCUGUUUGCGCGACCUACGGACUGUGA